Messenger RNA from Trypanosoma cruzi, 390 nucleotides. RefSeq names its product phosphatidylinositol kinase domain protein, putative. Gene Ontology annotation, biological process: DNA damage checkpoint signaling; negative regulation of TORC1 signaling; protein phosphorylation. The transcript has a single exon. Lineage: Eukaryota; Euglenozoa; Kinetoplastea; Trypanosomatida; Trypanosomatidae. Gene Ontology annotation, cellular component: nucleus. Gene Ontology annotation, molecular function: protein serine/threonine kinase activity; protein binding. The annotation marks the transcript as partial. The record is from RefSeq and is a predicted model, not a curated record.
ACAUUGGGUGUGUUGCGGGGUCAGAGGGAGCUGCUUAUGACGAUCCUUGAGGCCUGUGCCCACGACCCACUCGCACGUUGGGCGGUGACGGUGGUGCCGCCGCAGCGGCAACAAGGGCGUCCGCAAGAAAUCGCCCUGCAGGUGGGCGAGGAGGAAGAGGGGGAAGCGGUGAGGAGGACGACGCCGCGGCAACGUGACUUGGGCGUCAGCCGUGGGAAGCCAACGUACGCCGAUGCGGAACGGGUGCUCUCACAUGUUGCUGAGAAGAUUGAGGGGUACGAAUCCGGCGAACUGCUCAGUGUGCCAACGCAUGUGCACAAACUGCUGCAGACGGCUCAAAACACGGAGCUACUCGCUCAAAUGUUUGUGGGCUGGUCUCCGUGGCUGUAG